This is a messenger RNA of Cladocopium goreaui, 2130 nucleotides long. The record is from the annotation of a GenBank genome assembly. NCBI's taxonomy places the organism in Eukaryota, Dinophyceae, Suessiales, Symbiodiniaceae.
AUGUUGCGGAAGUUAUCUCUUCGAGUGCGGCGGAAUUACGUUGUUGAGGAGUCCUCGCGUUGGGCCAAUGAGCGAAGUCCAACAAGUUCCACGGACCCAAAGAAGGGUGCUAGCACCAAGAGCCCACAAGCUGUUCCUUCUCACUAUGAAGAGCUGCAGAAAAGGCGGCAAAUGCAGAAGGGCACCCUGGCCAUCACCGAAGAACCUAUCGACCACAACAAGGAGUCACAGGAGACCCCCACUGCACCGCCGGUCGAAGUUUCGAGACACAUUCCUUCCGCGGGGCCUCGAAGGCCACGUCCCAGCCUGGUGGAUGGGCUCAGGCGGAAAACCAUGAAAUUUCGGCAAUGGAUGGGGAGAUUGGUGUCGGCCAAAAGCUAUGGGCCUGGAGUUUUAGAAUUUGAAGGUGUCUCAGAUGAGGAAGAUGCAGCUUGCUCUCCUAAUGAGAUACCAAAGGAGGACAGCAGGAACCAUUUCUUGGCCGCAUACCUCACCGGAGAUCUGGAGGUCCUGGAUUUUUGCCUGCAGGCAAGUGCUGGCAAGCAUGGUCAACGCUCCUUCAUCGCCAUUGCGCAGGAGCAUGGAGAGAUCAGCCUUGAUGAGUGGCUGCGCAUGUUUCAUGCUGCGAGCAUGAAGAAGAAGCUGAAGGACCUGAGCCGUUAUCCCGUGAACAAAGCGAUUUGGGGCGCUGCCUCAUCUCAUUUGUUUGCAGAUGCUGUCCCUGACAUUUUGAGAUUGCUUUCCAUCUGGGCCUCGAACGUUUUGAAAAGAAGUGUGCAACUUGAACCAGUGGGAUCUGCGGUAACAGGUAUUACAGACACGUCAUCCGACAUUGAUGUCGUUCUGUCUUCGCCUGACUUGGAGCUGCCUGAUGCUGGAGAUGUGUUGGCAAGACUCUAUGAUGCUAGCGACACCUUAUCCGCUUUCCAGGUCAUUCGCUUUGUCCCAACAGCGCGUGCGCCUGUGCUGACACUGGCCAGAGCAGAUGGUAUCACGUUGGAUCUCACUGCAAAUAAUUGUCUUCCUGUUUACAACUCAGCCUUAUUGAAGGAGUAUUGUGAACUGGAUCAGCGAUUGCGACCACUUGCUUCUGCAGUCAAACGAUUUGCCAAGGCUGCAAAUGUUGUUGGAGCUGCAAGCAAGAAUCUUUCAAGCUAUGCUUGGUCACUACUCGCUGUCUUCUACUUGCAAGCAGCUGAUUUGACCCUCUACUUGCCAGCAGCAGCAGAGAGCAAGAAGCUGGUGUCCUUGCAGUCUUUGUCGAACCGUCGAGAGGUGAAACUAGAGGGACGAGCCUUUGACAUUGGAUUCAAGAGAUUGGCUGAAAUGACCAGUGCGGAAUCAACAGAGUUCUCCUGCAACGGAGUCGAAGAUGCCUUUCCCUGGCGCGAACUUGUGCUUGGAUUCUUCAAGUUUUACUCUGAAGAUGUGGACCUUGAUCACACAGUGUUGUCGGUCCGAUGCGGCAGGGCCUUACCAAUCAAAGAUGCUGGCCUCGGACCUCACAUCGAAGACCCGUUUGAUCCUGAGCAUCAGUUGGGCUCGGUGCUUUCGGAUACGCGACGUGAAGCAUUUCGUGAGGCCUUGAGAUGGGGCAAAACGAUGUUGGAAGAUGGUACUGCCUUUGCCGAGUUGCUUGAAGGCCAUGCAGAUCUACGUUCCCCGGUGGUUUGGGAUACCCUGAUGCACACGGAGGAGCUUGUGCAUCAUAGAGUUCGACCAGAGGGAAGCACAACAGAAGCAAAAGAGGCUUAUUCAGAUUGCCCAAUUUCUGAUGCUGUUCUCGCAGUGUUGCGGCACGACUUGGAUGAAUUUCAACAGAGGGCCAUCUACUGCACAGCGCAGGGUGAGUCGGUCAUUGUCGCUGCGCCAACAUCCGCUGGAAAGACUGCGGUGGCGGAGGCAGCUAUGAUGCAGACGCUGCUGGAGCAUCGAUCGGCCAUCUUUUGUUCGCCCACCAAGGCCCUUAGCAAUCAGAAGUUACUGGAUUUCCAGCAGAAAUUUCCGAACCAACUUGGCCUUCUCACCGGAGAUGUCUCGAUUGCCGCAGCUUCAUCUAUUUUGGUGGCAACCACAGAAGUGCUACAAUUUGGUUGACCUUGGGCUCUGUUUUCAAAGCGAUUGUUGAGA